CUCUUUCUUACUCUCUGCCUGACGUACUCGCCCCAAAACAGAAUCCGCACGAGCUGCGAACGUUGUGCCCACGUCGACGGAGAAACCCGAGGACGUUGGUGUAUUCUUAGUUACGUCGCCGUCCGGCUGCACAUUCGGUUCAGCUUAUUUUUUACUCUAAAUUGUGCUCUAAGUACCUCAACUGAAUCUCUGUGGUAUAUUUCGUUGGUGAUCGCGAAUAAAUCUAAACUAUCAUUUUUUGAAUCUGCGUUGUUGCCUUGUCUUAAAACGCUCUUCAUCACCUUUCCUUUGUGUUUUAUCGCCAAGAUUAAAUAUAUGUGAAGGCGGGAUCUACCCAUUUCUUUACACGGUUUAGGAUUUGAAGUAUCGAAACCACGUGUUUUUAAUCGCGGGUUUCUGUUUGUAUCACGAUAUCAUAACAGAUAAGACAGAUGCUGUCUUAGAAAAUCGCGAAGGUAUUUCAAAAAGCAUACAAAAGUAGUAACUGUUUACGGAUUUGGGGAAUAAGUUAAUGCAUCUUACUGUGUAUCAUCGCAAACACAGAUUUCGUACUGUUGUGUUGAAUGAUUCACUAAAUCCUGCGAUUGUCAUGAAGGGAUUUGUUAUGGGAACAAUUUCAAGAAUAUUCGCAUUAAAUGCGUGAGAUGAUGCCAUUUAAUCCAUUGUUUUUACCGUGAAGAAUUCUUAUUGUUAAUUUACUUAUGAAUGGUGCAAAGUUAAAAAUGCAGCGCAGGUCAGAAGAACUUCAUCUAGCUGUGCAAGAGUACUUGGAUGUAGAUUGGACGUCCGUGAAAUAUUAUCUAAGGCGGCAAAUAUCAAAGUGUGUACAGGAAUGCAAGUCUCAAGCUACAAAUGCGAAAAGGAUUGCAAGAAGUAUUAAGAAGAACCAUUCAUCUCAAUCUCAUGAAGGUGUUGAUUUUAAUGGAGAGUAUGAAAGUGGAGAUGAUUCUGAUGACUGGGGUUCUGACUUUGAUAGUGACAGUGAAGAAGAAAGGAAAAGUGACCAGUUAUCAUUUGAGCUUAAUAAUAACACCAUUAUUGAUACUGUGUCAGGAGCUCUUGAAAGAAGUUCACUUUCCAAUGCUAUAGAAGAAAACAGUCUUUCACAUGCAAAAUCCAUUCCAAAACCGCCAGAUGUGCCUGUGAUUUCCAAAAUCAUUAAUAACUCUAAUACUAAUAUGAAGAGUUCAAAUCACAUUAAUAUUCCAAGGCAGCCUUUAAAAAGACCACCGAGUCAGCCUCCUCCUCCCCCUGUAUCUCAGGCAUCUAGUCAUGAAGAACAACAAGAAGACUAUGAAAUACCUAUUGUAAAUGCAGCUGUCAAAGAAAAUUCCUGUGAUCAAUCUCUGCUUAAUAUUCCAUUUGAAGAAACAUCAUCUAUUGAAACAUACGAAUUGAUUGAACCGCCUGAAGAAGAAUAUGAAGUUGUAGAUGCCCCACCUUCUCAAACUAUUUUGGAAAAGCCAAUAUUACCUCCAAGGCAUCCCACAUCUUCACUUAACACCUCACCUCCUCCUCUACCACAGAAGCCAAAAAAACUGAAAGAAUCCUUGUCUGUUCAGGAAAGAACAGAUGGCAUUCGAACGUUUAGUCGAUCUAAGAUCCCUGGGAAAGCUGAAGAAGAUUCCCAAACUGACAUUUUCCAGUCUUCUCCCACAUCUGGAUUUAUUAGUUCACUAAUAGGACGUAGAUCUUCGACUCCAACUUCUUCACCAAAAUCUCUUCAUAAAAGCAAAGACUAUAAUGACACAAAUUCAUCAAGUACUGCUUCAUCGUCCUUCUCCAAUGAAAACUUAUCAUCACAUUCAUUGUUUCUGAAUAAAGAUG
Molecule: messenger RNA, 1827 nt
Organism: Stegodyphus dumicola
Lineage: Eukaryota; Metazoa; Arthropoda; Arachnida; Araneae; Eresidae
Biological process (GO): cell surface receptor protein tyrosine kinase signaling pathway; intracellular signal transduction
Molecular function (GO): protein binding
Source: RefSeq, a predicted model, not a curated record